AUGAUCUUGAGUCUACUUUCUUCACGAAACGCCAUUCCGAGUCACUCAGUGCAGCACUACUUGGAGACUAUAAAUCCCUACCUUACCAUAGUUCAUCCAGAACUCUUCGCUUUACGCACCAAAACUACCGGUUCUGACUCUUUUUCCGAUCAAGAGCUUCAAGACCCUGCUACUACACUUCUAGUUGUAUGCAUGCAGCUCUUCUCUCAAAACGAUGAUUCAGGUAUCAAAGGAGAAGAUGAUGCGGACAGGGCUGUUUACCGGUCUGCCAAGCAGAUAUUGAGUGUCCUGCGAGCUAUCGAAAGCCCCAGUAUCGAGCUUAUUCAGUGCUCCAUUCUGCUUGCAUUUUACGAGUAUACCCACGAGGAUCUCGGGCGUGCCUACGUUAGUAUUGGAGAUGCUAAUACCAUGGCUUCAAUCUUACACGUGGGGCCCGGGAAGUACCAUGAGGAUGAGCGGGAAGCUAUAGUACCCUAUGAGGAGGAAGAACGGCGCUGCGUUUACUGGAGUCUUUUCGUCCUCGAUCGGCUGGUCCAAACCGAUUAUUCUCUUCUUCAUAUGCCGCACCAGAUACCACCUGCAGUUGUAUCUCCUCCCGCGGCCGAUGACCUUCUGCCGACGAACCAUUUACUUUGGUACGAUGAGGGCCAGUCGCCUUAUUACAUCACUCAGCGAUACCCUGUAGAUACAGAUUUCUCUGUACCUGUCGGGCCUUUCCAGAGGAACUGUCAAUACGCUAUGCUCUAUACUGGAACAUCACCCCCUCAAUCCCCUGUAGGUCCAACGGCCUUUGAUUUGGGAAGCCAUACUGUCACCUCGCCGUCGGUGUUGCCUCUUAGUAUUUUAGACCUAUAG
Messenger RNA from Fusarium tjaetaba, 855 nucleotides. RefSeq lists its product as uncharacterized. Gene Ontology annotation, biological process: positive regulation of transcription from RNA polymerase II promoter by galactose; DNA-templated transcription. Gene Ontology annotation, cellular component: nucleus. The record is from RefSeq and is a predicted model, not a curated record. The transcript has a single exon. Gene Ontology annotation, molecular function: DNA-binding transcription factor activity, RNA polymerase II-specific; RNA polymerase II cis-regulatory region sequence-specific DNA binding; zinc ion binding. NCBI's taxonomy places the organism in Eukaryota, Fungi, Ascomycota, Sordariomycetes, Hypocreales, Nectriaceae. The coding region runs from base 1 to 855 and encodes 284 amino acids.